Plectropomus leopardus (leopard coralgrouper) is the source of this 7791-nucleotide messenger RNA. RefSeq names its product exportin, tRNA (nuclear export receptor for tRNAs) (gene xpot). The record is from RefSeq and is a predicted model, not a curated record. Gene Ontology annotation, cellular component: nuclear matrix; cytoplasm; nuclear pore. Gene Ontology annotation, biological process: tRNA re-export from nucleus. NCBI's taxonomy places the organism in Eukaryota, Metazoa, Chordata, Actinopteri, Perciformes, Serranidae. Gene Ontology annotation, molecular function: small GTPase binding; tRNA binding.
GGACACGCCGCACCGCUGCUCCUGUCGUGUGAGUCCGGCCGACGAGCAACUGAUUUCUGGAUGAUUCUCCGCGGCUCCACGAUGAGUUGACCGGGGAAGAAAAAACGUUGACUAAUUAAGUUUUCAUUAAGAUGAGAGAAAUCUGCCUGCCAGCAGCAGAGAGGAGUAAAACAGCCUCGGAGGAAAGCUAACCCACGAAUGGCCUGCCAGUCUGUCGCUGCAAUCAUGGACGAGCAGGCCCUGCUGGGGCUCAACCCGAACGCCGACGCCCGCUACAGGCAGAGGGCUAUGGCAUACUUUGAGCAGCUGAAGGAGUCUCAGGACGCCUGGGAGGUUUGUGCCGAGGCCCUCGCUAAAGGAAUUUACAAUGACGACCAUGUGAAGUUUUUCUGCUUCCAAGUUUUGGAACAUCAGAUAAAGUUCAGACACGCUGGUCUGAGUGCAGUUCAGCAGCAGCUCAUCAGAGAGACUCUGAUGAAGUGGCUGCAGUGUCAGCUGAUGAAUGCCCAUCCGGAGAAGCCGUUCAUCAGGAAUAAAGCGGCCCAGGUGUUCGCCCUCACCUUCGUCAUGGAGUAUCUGACCCUGUGGCCCAAGUUCUUCUUCGACAUCCUGUCCCUGGUGGGUCUGAACCCUCAUGGUGUCGACAUCUACCUGAGGACGCUCAUGGCCAUUGACGCUGAGGUGGUGGACAGAGACAUCCUCCACUUACCUGACGAGACCCGUAGAAACACCUUAAUCAAAGACCGCAUGAGGGAGCAGUGCAUCCCCAGCCUGGUGGAGUCCUGGUUCCAGAUCCUGCAGACCUACCAGCAGUCCCACCCGGAGCUCACCUGUCAGUGUCUGGAGGUGGUGGGAGCGUACGUGUCCUGGAUCGACCUCAACCUCAUCGCCAAUGACCGGUUUGUGAACUUGCUGCUGAGUCAGAUGUCUGUGGAGGAGCUCAGAGAGGAGGCCUGCGACUGCCUGUUUGAAAUAGUCAACAAAGGGAUGGACCCCGUGGACAAAACCAAGCUGGUAGAGUCUCUGUGCCAAGUCCUGCAGUCUGCUGGAUUCUUCAACGUGGAACAGGAGGAGGACGUGGACUUCCUGGCCAAGUUCUCGCGGCUGGUGAACGGGAUGGGUCAGAGUCUGGUGCUCAGCUGGACCAAACUGAUCAAGACCGGUAACGUGAAGGACUCCGCGGAGACGCUGCAGGCCGUGGAGAACAAAGUGCCGCUGCUGCUGCAGCUGCUGGUGCACGAGGACGACGACAUCUCGGCCAACAUCGUCGGCUUCUGCUACGAGUACCUGCACGUCCUCAAACAGCUUCCUCAGCUGACAGACCAGCAGAAAGCAAACAUUGAGGCGAUCAUGCUGGCCGUCAUGAAGAAACUGACGUACGACGACGAGUACAACUUUGAAAACGAGGGAGAGGACGAGGCGAUGUUUGUGGAGUACAGGAAGCAGCUGAAGAUGCUGUUGGACCGUCUGGCUCAGGUGUCUCCAGAGCUGCUGCUGGAGGCCGUACGCCGAGUUUUCACCAACAGCAUGCAGAACUGGCAGACCGCUCAGUUCAUGGAGGUGGAGGUGGCCAUCAGGCUGCUCUACAUGCUGGGUGAAGCUCUGCCUGCGUCCCAUGGCGCCCAUUUCUCCGGAGACACGGCGAAGACGAGCGCCCUGCAGGACAUGAUGAGGACGCUGGUGUCCUGCGGUGUGAGCGGCUACCAGCACAGCUCCGUGUCUCUGGAGUUUUUUGAAACGGUUGUUCGAUAUGAUAAAUUCUUCAUCGUGGAGCCUCAACACAUCCCCAGUGUUCUGAUGGCGUUUCUGGACCAAAGAGGACUGAGACACAACAGCCCGAAGGUCCGCAGCCGAGUGGCCUACCUGUUCUCCAGAUUCAUCAAGACUUUACAUAAACACAUGAAUGCCUUCAUUGAGGACAUCUUGACCAGAAUCCAGGACCUGCUGGAGCUCGCUCCUCCUGAAAACGGUUUCCUGGCGCUGCUGACCAGCGACGACCAGCUGUUCAUGUUUGAGACGGCGGGCAUCCUGAUCGUGAACGGCGAGAGCCCCGUAGAGAGGAAACAGGCGCUGAUGAGGAGCCUGCUGUUGCCGCUGAUGGACGCUUUCCGCCUGCUGCUCGCCAAACUGUCGCAGGAGACGGACGAGGAGAGGCAGACCGCCCUCGCCGACUGUCUGAGCCACGCUGUUGGCUUCGCCAGUCGCACCAGCAAGGCCUUCAGCAACAAGCAGACGGUGAAGCAGUGCGGCUGCACGGAGGUCUACAGAGACUGUCUGCAGACCUUCCUGCCGGCGCUGAGCUGUCCCGUCCAGCGGGGGACGCUGCGCAGCUCGGUCCGCUCCUUCCUGCACCGAAUGAUCAUCUGCAUGGAGGAGGAGGUGCUGCCCUUCAUCCCCGCCGCCUCGGAGCACAUGCUGAAGGACUGCGAGGCCAAAGACCUGCAGGAGUUCAUCCCGCUCAUCAGCCAGAUCACCGCCAAGUUCAAGCGGCAGGUGUCCCCCUUCCUGCAGCAGGUCUUCAUGCCGCUGGUGCUCGCCAUCUUCGAGGUGCUGGCCCGGCCGGCGGAGGAGAACGACCAGGCGGCGGCUCUGGAGAAACAGAUGCUGAGGAGGAGCUACUUCGCCUUCAUCCAGACGAUGGCAGGAAGUGGGAUGAACGAGGUGAUGGCCAAUCAGGGAGCAGAAAACAUCGAGCGAGUUGUGUUCACCAUCAUCCAGGGAGCCGUGGACUUCCCCGACCCCAUCGCUCAGAAAACCUGCUUCAUCAUCCUCGCCAAACUGGUGGAGCUGUGGGGAGGUAAAGACGGCAUGGUGGGUUUCCCCGACUUCAUCUACAAACACAUCGUUCCUGCGUGUUUCCUGGCUCCGCUCAAACCGACCUUUGACCUCUCAGACGCUCAGACAGUCCUGACGCUGUCAGAGUGUGCGCUCACUCUCAAAAUGAUUCAUCUCAAAAGGGGGCCGGAGUUCAUUCAGUUUCUGCAGCACGAGUAUCUGCCCUCUCUGCAGGUCUCACCUGAAAUCUCACAGGAACUUUGUCAAGUGCUUCAGCAGCCGGACAGCAAAGUCCUGAAAAACUACAUAAAGGCGUUCUUUCAGCGAGCCAAACUCUAGGAAAUAAAACUGGAAGUUCAUUUUGGACUGAAAGGACACUCACAGGAAGUGGUCGUGCACGCCACUCACAAUAACAACAACAACAACAAAAAAACGGACCUUAGCAUAGGAGCUGCUUUUGCACGAACCCAUAACAAAGUCUGUCUGGAGUCGGGACGUGGACAGACGCUCGGCGGACGGAUAAAUCCCUUCGGCCGCCGACGAGACGAGCUGUCCACGAGGACUAAAGGAGCUCGAAUGAUGAUCAGAAAAAGUUGAAGCCUUUGAGCGGAAAAGGCUUUUAGAGGUAAACGUGAAUCUGUGGGAGAAAACGCUUCCUGUCUGGAAAACAUUUGGUAAUUAUCCCGAAACCAUCCGAACACCCGAAGCUUCGAAGUCGAACCGUCUCGUUAGAAACCACAUUUCAAAAAAUGCUAGAUUUACAGGUUUAUUUGGGCGAUGUUGCUGCCACAGAAUGGACAGAGAAUAAGGGCUGAAUUGUAUUAUUUUAUUCAAAAUGUGGCUUUUUUUUUUUUUUUUUUUUUUAAUAUGUUGAGAAUUUUAAGUUUGAAGUGAAACACUUUUACAGUUGAACGGCCUCAAACUUUCAGGUUUAUUUCAAAUCAUCCACUGACUUUAUUUCCCCUAAAUACUCAAUUUAACAUAAAAUGUUAUCUUCUUUAUAUUUGCUACCUGACGAGAUGUAAAUACUCAACAUUUCAGCCCCUUUCUGAUGAGCUUGCGAUAAAAUUGAAGACCUGAUAAAAGUCCACGAAAUAUUUUUGUUGCCUGGAAAUGUGACAAAUAUUUUUAAUUUCAGAUGGAAAUGAACUUAAAAUGGAGGAACAAAAUGUAAAUAAGAGAAUAAGAUGUUUAAAAAUGUAAAUAAGGUUCCUAGGUUUAGUUUUUUUUUUUUAAUCUUCGUUCCCAUCUGGAAACUAAAUAUGGAAGAUCAUUUCUGCCAGAAAAAAAAAAAAAAAGGAUGAGAAGUGAGAAAAAAUGAAAAUACUUGUUAAGUCAGUAUUAGGAGAUACUAAAUAAAAGUCAACUUACUACAAAGAAUUUUGACACAAAUGUCACUUAGUAUUGCAUAAUUGUGAGAUUACAAGUUAUUUUUUUCGUCAUUUUGAGUGUCUAGUUCUAUCUUCAACGAUCUUGCAAAUCUCAUAAUUUUGACUGAAAGAGUAAAACUUACUUUUGAAGUGGUAAAAUUUAGUGCAUCGGACUGACUUUGACAUCUAAUUUUGACAGAUAAAUUGUAUUUGUGGGUUAAUAAGUCAUGACGAUGACUUGCUAUGAGAAUUUUUUUUUAUUUACCGUGAUUUUUUUUGUAAAAUACUUUUGACUUAGUCUUAUUUUGAUCUCAUAAUUUUUGCCCAAAAGAAAUUUCCGACUUUAUCAUAUCUGUUACUUCAUAAUUUGACUUUUCUAAAUAUCAUAAUUGUGACUUAAAGUAAAAAUUACCUAGUAAUACCUAGUAAAUCUCAAAAUCUUGAUUUAGUAUCUCAAAAUGUUGACAUGGUAGAGGUGAAAAUAUUAUAGAAACAGUUGACUUAUAAUUUUGGCCUACUAAACCUCACAGUUCUGACUUUAAACAUCUUAGUCAUGCGUUCAUAAAUAUGACUUAUUUAUGUUUUUCUUAUUUUCAAUCUACUUUUUUUUUUUUCUCGGCAGUGAUGAACUUCCGUAGCAACACGUUAACUCAUUACAAGAAACAUUCAUGUACAGCUCAUGUAAAAAAAAAAGAAGAAGAAAGAAACAAAAAGAUUUUGUCCGUGUAUGGAAGCAGCUUGAUUUUAAUUUUGUAUUCAAGCGUUUGUGACAAUUCAGGAUCAUCGACUAAUUGAUUAUGCAAACGCUUCAUUGCGAUCGAUACUGUGAAGGAGCUGUAACGAAACCAAUCGGUGUGAGAUGAUGAGAUCGAACUGUAAAAUGCGAAACUGUUUGAUUAUUUUUGCGUUUUCAACCGUUAACUGUACAGAUGCCUCUGCUCUUCAGAAUUUUGGAUAUUGUGACGCCCCAUUUGGUUCUGUCUCAUUGUUCGUGUCAAAGCUGCAGAAAAAUAUUUUCUGUUUCCACAGUUUAUGUUUGGUGCAUUCGUUGUAAUUUGGUAUAUAUAAUUACAGCUUUAAAUUUCUUAUGUUUUCCCAGAAUUUUUUGGAAAACCGCUGGAGAAAAGUGCCUCAAAGUGUCACAUUUAAGUAAAAGUGGCCAUAAAAACAAAGCUAGUUUCAAGUAUAAGUCCAGUUGUUGUACAUUUUUCAAAUAGUCAACAAAUCCCACAAAAUUUAAACAAAUCACAAUUAUAUGGUUUAUUUUUUUUUUUAUUGUUAGUCAGUCAUUUACUGAAACAAGAGAAAAAGGUGGAUUUAUUGGACUAUUUUCAGUGGUGGAUUAAUCCACAGUAGGAGGUGAUUAUAGUUGUAUGGGUUUUUUAAAAAUUUUGUUUAUUGAUUUUCUAUUAAUUACAAACGUUUAGACGAUAUGUUAGAGGUAUCAUUUUGUGGUUGGUUAGGCUGGGAUUUGCUGACAAAAAGAAAUAUGUAGAAUAUCACCAAACUUAUCCUUAAACUCACCAAACAUAUCCUUAAUAAUAAAACAUUUUCUCAUUUGCAACACGUUACUUAAUUACUAAAAUUAAAAAGCUCUUAAUUUCAUUCAAAAACCCCAACAAAAUCCAACAUUAACUUGAUGUUUAUAAAGCUGCAAAAUUAAAGUCAGUUAAACUUAAAUCGUAACCUUGGAGACAGAAGUUUGACAAAAUAAAACUCAGUAAAGGUUCACUAAACGGCUAAAAAGGAAGAAGCUAACGAGGGGACCUUGAGUUAAGAUGUUUUUGUCAAAACAGAUUAAGCUAAUGUUACAAAACUGUCCGAAAAAACCUUGUCUUGUUUUUGUUAUUUCUGUAAAUUGUCGUAAAAAGCAGGUUUUUUUGCCGUCUAGGUUCAGAUAAGAAAAUGGAUAUCAGUUUUUUUUCUCGGGUACAGUACGGAUUUCAGUUUAGCUUAGCUUAGCACAAAGACUGAAAACGGAGGGAAACUAGCAAACUGCUAACUUAGCUAGAGGAAUAGUUCAAUGUUUUUUUACGUUUUUAAGAAUGAAAUUUUGAAUUGAAUAUCAAUAUUAUAUCUGUUUGUCCAGUACGGAGAAGAAAUGUGGACAUGGUUAGCUUAGCUAAGCAUAAAAACUAAGCAGGGGGAAAUUGCUAACCACAUUCAAACAACACCAAGGAUAUUUUAUUUAAAUUUUUGUUUUGUACAAUGCUGGGAUGUGGUUAACCUAGCUUACCAUAAAGACUUGAAGCAGGGUGAAAAGGUUAGCCUAGCACCAUCAAGAGAGACAAAUCAUUUUCCUUUAAACAACUUCAGAGCUUCUUUGGUUAGCUUUGCCUAAAGAUUUGAAGCAGGGGGGAUUUGUUACCGUAGCUUCAUUAAAAAAAAUCACCUUCAAACAACUCAAAAGCUGUUUGUUGGACAAAUUUUUCAUUUGGAGUUAAGACAUCGUUAGCUUAGCUUAGCUUCUUAACUUAGCUUAGCAUAAGGACUGGUAGCAGUGGGAAACUUAGCGUAGCUCCAUUAAAAUAGAUAGAAAUUCAUUGUCAAACGACUUUAAGGCCGUUUGAUUGACAUUAAUGUUUAAUUUGGAGUUAGGACAUUGUUAGCUUAGCUUAGCACAAGACUGGAAGCAGGGGGAAACUGUUAGCCUAGCUCUACCAAAUGAGAUAAUAUCUUAAACUGUUUGAUUUACAUGCUCUCUCAUACAAAGUUAGGAUGUGGUUGUAUUAGCUUAGCAUAAAAACCAAAAGCGCUAGGCUAGCUCCAUCAAAAGAUAUUAACAUCACCUUCAAACAACUCCAAACCUGUUUGAAUUCGUACGGACAUGGUUAGAGUUCAAAAACUGCUAACUAAGUAAUACUUUAGAACUUGUUUGGGUAAUUUGUAGUUUCUUUAAUUCAUACACAAACAGAAAAGUUAUUUUUAAAAAAAUCACAAUUUUAGGUUUUAGGGGAACUGCUGGAACUAUUUUAUGCUAAGCUCGGCUAACCACGUAGAUACUGUUCUUAAUACACCCAACAGUGUAUUAAUAUCUACUUGAAUAAAUAAGUAAGCACUUGCUUAUUUAUCAUAUAAUAUUCUUCUGAAAUAUUGAACUAUUCCUUUUAAAAUAUUUUCAGUUAAGCCACAGUUUGGACUCCGUACGAAUCUGUUACAACACUAAAGCACCGUCACACAGUCAGGAUCAGCACUUCCCCCGCACUUAAUUCACCUGUUAACUUAUUUACACAAAGUCAAAUCAACUUGAAUGACAGACGUCUCCUCACAAACACCUCGAAUAAUAUUUUAUUGUGAUUGUUCGUCAUCGUACCGUCGUAGUAUUCACGCAGACACUAGAAGUCUUUUCUCCUCCUGCGACCCCACUAAAGUAGAAUCUGCUGUUUUUUCGAAGAACGUGACAAAUGAAUAAAGGUUUUUGAUGAAUUUUCCAGGUUGUUUCAGUUUUUUUUAUUUUAUUUUCAGCAAACCGAGAGGAGAACUAAGGUUUCACAAAAAAAAAACUUGCCAAAUUGAUGAAUUUGUUCAUUGAUGGUGAAAUGUGUUGAAAUCUGGAUUUCUUUUUUGUUUUGUUUUGAUAUGAAGAUAAACCUGUUAGGAACAUCUGUUAGAACCAAUAAAGUGUUUACUAAUCAUAAUAUCAAAA